UUCCACUACAUUGUUAACCAACGAUAUGGUACAAUUGAAACCUUGGAGCACAAUAGUUUUGUAGGAAAUUCACAAGAAACAUAUUUUUUUUCUUAAAAGAAGAUGAUAAAAUGUUCUGUUCUAGCAGAAACCAGGGAAAAUUCCAGAGUAAUAAGCAGAGGCUUGUUUCCAUCUGGAACUAAAAAUCGUAUUAUUUGAAUCCAAAUCCCCCUCUCUAACCACAGGAUUUCAGCUUCCUUGCCACUAUCCGGUGACGUCCUGCAGCUCUUGUCUCGGCAUUUUAUAAUCAGCGAGCAGGAACGCACCCAGUGUACAACACCAGGUCGUCUCCCACGUCGCUCUCGUGCGCUCGCAUGCGGCCGGCGACCCGGCACGGCGCCGCCGGCAGGACGUACGCCAUUGGCCCCGUCUCAUCUUCAUCCAUGCACACGCCACAUCCUCCAUCACGCGUCCACAUCGCGUGCGCUUCGCUCCAUAAGUAAAGCCUCGUUCUCGGCAUUCUGCACAGACAUGCACGUUGUGACCUUGUGAUCAGGGACGCGAAAUGGAUGGCACCACCAGGGCAUCUUCCUUCUCCUCUCUUGGCCCUUGCCGGGGUGGCAGUGGCACGCAGAUGAGUCUCCAAUGGCCGCAGCUGUUGUCUUGUCUUCAGGGGGCGAAAGUUGUUGCAGCCGAUGAUCAAGAUCUUGCCGGUUCAGUUGCGGUGGUGAAGACCGGGAAGCGGCGGUCACCGGCGCAGGCCGUGAAGGUGUUCGUUAGCGGGCUGGUCGAGAUGGUCGGGAGGAGGUUCGAGUGCUCGAUCCCGGCGGCCAGGCGACCGUUUGGCGGCGGCGGCGGCUUCCUGAUAGGUGUUGAUUUGGCGGUGGCUUCUGGGCUUAGAAGAGCGGAGGGUCGGAGCGACGGGGACGUCACCGGCCGUGGGCAGCAGAGGACAACCGGUGGGCAGUGCCAAGGCAGGGGCAAGCAGAGACAGCCCGACGGAGCUGGGUUAGUGCGGUGGUGAGCGAUGCCGAUGGAUCUGACAGGAGAUGGGGGAGCAAGCCGGCAUCAGGGGAGUGACCGAAGGUUGAAGAUGGUCUUUGGAUCGUUCGAUCACGAUCGGACGACUCAUAUUUAUCGUCUAAUUUUUUUUUUAAAAAAAAACAAGUGACUGAAAAAUAACAUCACCCUAAUUGCUACUAAUAUAUGUGAUAAGCCUCCCUUAUUUGUUUGUAGCUUUAUGUAACUGCUUCCAGCAUUGCAGUUAUCUUGGAAGGAAAUUUAUCUAGUUUGAGUUAAUUGAUAAUACCUAACAUCGCAAGCAAAGCUGGGCACCAAGUAUUAGGAUCUGCAUCUUACGCUCCAAACUGUCUGCUAUUGGUUAGGAGCAACUACAAUGAGAUAUUUAGAGAAGUUGCUUAUUAAAAAAAAAACGUGUUUUUUUAACUGUACUGGUAUAUGUGUUUAGACGGAAGACAAUAUACUUAUUUAAGCAUCAUUGUUUAUAUUAGUACUAACAAGAUAGUUAAUGAUGUUUAAGUAUAUGUAGU
Phragmites australis (common reed) is the source of this 1529-nucleotide messenger RNA. RefSeq lists its product as uncharacterized. The record is from RefSeq and is a predicted model, not a curated record. The transcript is spliced from 2 exons. Lineage: Eukaryota; Viridiplantae; Streptophyta; Magnoliopsida; Poales; Poaceae. Bases 545 to 1003 code for a protein of 152 amino acids.